AUGGCUCGAGUUAGCACGUUCGACAUGCACCACAGGACGAACCUCAUCUAUCCUUGCCUGGACCUCGCUGUUUACGUGGACGAGACAGCCAAGAUGCUGAUCUAUGGCGUGCACAACUCUGCCAUGCGAUAUGAACCGCUCCCUUUGAUCGAACAUGCUGCUGUCGCUGCCCAUGCGGAUAGGACUAGCAAAGAAGAAACAAGCUACUAUAGUAUUACGAGCGCCACGCGUGGUAUGCAGGUGAACGCAUUGGAUCGACCGCAUCCCGGCUUGUCCGCGGCUGAGCUUGUCGAAGAUAUGGCACUGAUCACCAACACUGUUGGUGAGAAUAGUUUGAAGCUACUGGCGGUGGCGACGGAGGAGGGUUACAAGCUGAUCGUCGAAAGGACGACCGACCACAAGUCCCCGGCGGGCAAUUUCAGGUCUGAAGGCGUACACGAUUUCAACAGCGCUGGGUGCCGAACCCACUUCGACAUGAACUACAAUGAUACCAGCACACGUCCACAUCACCUUUCCUGCGACGCUCGCCAUAUCGUCUGCUGGGAGUGCCUCCUCAAGUGGUGCACCGAAAAAGGACCUACGGCGGCGAGCUGUCCACAUUGCCGUAGCAAGGUCUUCCAAGACUCCGCAAUUGUUGAGUCUCCGAUCUUUGGCACAGUGAACGACGGCAAGGCUUACAUCUAUGACAAGAGGUUUACCGCGUACGAGAAUGCGGAACGAGUUAUGGCCGACAUCGACCGCGAGCUGCCGAGUACAACAACAACCCAAUCACCGUUGACCAUGCGGCACUCAUGGACGUCUUCCAGUGGCUGCAAGUCAGCAAGGUUGGAGUCGGAGGACAGUACUCCACACCACCUACAGCCGCUCCGCAUGCCGGAGUUCCCCGUCUUCGCAGAGGCAGUCGAGGUCGCUCUUGUUGAACACCACGGCGAGACUCUUCCCACCAGCCAGCUAUAUCGCAGGAUUUACAUCGAAUUCGCUGCACACGUCACUUGA
Molecule: messenger RNA, 996 nt
Organism: Recurvomyces mirabilis
Lineage: Eukaryota; Fungi; Ascomycota; Dothideomycetes; Mycosphaerellales; Teratosphaeriaceae
Exons: 2
Coding region: 1-996 (331 amino acids)
Source: RefSeq, a predicted model, not a curated record